GCAUGAUAUAAAAACUGGCUUGUGCGAGGUUGACAUUCAAUAAACUGUAAGAAAGAAGAAGGUAAACAAAUACAAAAGUAACCUUGGCCCUGCCGAAACGAAAUUGGGAUCUUAUCAGAUAGCCCUCGAUCUGACUGAAAACUGCGUCUUGCCAUUAGAAUUAUCUUUGCGGGAAACUCUGCUCAAUCAUCUCGGUAAGAGUGGGGGUCUCUUAUCGGUUUCACCCGGCACACACCCUGCUUAUCGCGAUCCCUUGGUGUUUAGUCGCAGGCCAGGCAAAAGCAGUUGAUGCUGAUUCCUAAUCUCAUUGAGUUUAUUUCAAGUCCGGGAGGUGCGGCGAGCGGUAUUGCAAAAUAUAGAAUAUUUCCAUUCUCCUGUUACGUAACAAAUAUGGCUUUGGUGUGUGUGGAGGAUUUUGAGAAGAAGGCCGCUGGCCAGCUGGAGAAGAAUGCUCUGGAUUACUACCGCAGUGGAGCUGGUGAGCAGUUCACCCUGGGAUUGAAUCGUGAUGCGUUCCGCCGGCUGCGUCUGCGUCCUCGCUGCCUGAGAGAUGUAUCCCGUCUGGACACCAGCUGCAAGAUUUUCGGGGAGCAGAUGAAGUGGCCUCUAGGCAUUGCUCCCACUGCCAUGCAAAAGAUGGCCCACUCGGAUGGCGAAAUAGGCAAUGCCAGGGCAGCCGGUAAAGCUGGCUCCAUCUUCAUACUCAGUACGUUGUCAACCACUUCUAUAGAGGACCUGGCAAUCGGUGCCCCAGACACGAUCAAGUGGUUUCAGCUGUACAUCUACAAGAAUCGUGCUAGUACUGAAAAACUAGUGCGCCGCGCGGAGCAAGCGAACUUCAAAGCCCUUGUUCUGACCAUCGAUGCCCCUAUUUUUGGACACCGCCGUGCCGAUGUGCGCAACAACUUCAGCCUGCCCUCGCACUUGACACUGGCAAAUUUCCAAGGCGAAAAGGCCACUGGAGUAGGUAAUGUGAUCGAGGGCGCCUCGGGAAUCAAUGAAUACGUGACCAGCCAGUUUGACCCAACCAUUACCUGGAAAGAUAUUGCCUGGCUGAAGAGUAUCACCCAUCUGCCAAUUGUGGUAAAGGGUGUACUAACUGCAGAGGACGCUGUGUUGGCCAGGGAGUUUGGAUGCGCUGGACUUAUCGUUUCGAACCACGGAGCCCGCCAGAUCGACACGGUUCCGGCCUCGAUUGAAGCCCUUCCGGAGAUUGUAAAAGCCGUGGGCGAGGAUCUCGUGGUUAUGUUGGACGGAGGCAUCAUGCAGGGCAACGACGUCUUUAAGGCUUUGGCUCUUGGAGCCAAGACUGUCUUCGUGGGUCGUCCGGCUGUUUGGGGGCUGGCCUAUAAUGGCCAAAAGGGUGUGGAGGAGAUGCUGAGUGUCCUGAAAAAGGAUUUCGAGAUCACCAUGUCGCUGAUUGGUUGCCAAUCUCUGAGGGAUAUCACACCGUCAAUGGUGGCGCAUGAAAGACAAUAUGCCAAGCUAUAAAAACGGAUCCCAUUUAGACAAAUAAACCUUAUCGUAGUCAUCGUUAUAACCCCAAUGUAACCGUCAAUAAAAAUACAAAUAAAGAUAA
Molecule: messenger RNA, 1579 nt
Organism: Drosophila ficusphila
Lineage: Eukaryota; Metazoa; Arthropoda; Insecta; Diptera; Drosophilidae
Gene: Hao
Product: peroxisomal (S)-2-hydroxy-acid oxidase GLO5
Exons: 2
Coding region: 289-1491 (400 amino acids)
Molecular function (GO): FMN binding; oxidoreductase activity
Source: RefSeq, a predicted model, not a curated record